Molecule: messenger RNA, 1590 nt
Organism: Sphenostylis stenocarpa
Lineage: Eukaryota; Viridiplantae; Streptophyta; Magnoliopsida; Fabales; Fabaceae
Source: the annotation of a GenBank genome assembly
AUGGCAAGUCAAACCGGUGCCUCUCGAAGGAGUAUUUCCUCGACGAAGAAAGCCUCCGAAUCAGGAGUGACUCACGCUACUACUCGAAAAUCAAUUACCUCUUCGCGACCUGUGGUAUUAUCAGGAGAGCGAACAGUGAAAUCAUUGCGACUUUCAAAGGCUCUGACGGUGCCUGAAACAACAACCAUCUAUGAAGCCUGUCGUCGGAUGGCAGCCCGCAGAGUGGAUGCUCUAUUACUAACUGAUUCUAAUGCUUUACUCUGUGGAAUCCUCACGGACAAGGAUAUAGCAACACGAGUUAUUGCCAAAGAGAUUAACCUUGAAAACACACCAGUUUCCAAGGUCAUGACUAGGAAUCCAGUAUUUGUCCUUUCUGAAACUCUUGCUGCGGAAGCCCUUCAAAAGAUGGUGCAAGGGAAAUUCAGACAUUUACCUGUGGUGGAGAACGGGGAAGUUUUGGCUUUAUUAGACAUAGCCAAGUGUUUGCAUGAUGCCAUUGCCCGAAUGGAAAGGGCAGCUGAGAAAGGAAAAGCAAUUGCAGCAGCUGUUGAAGGAGUGGAAAAACACUGGGGAACAACAGACUCCAAUACAUCAUUCAUUGAAACUCUUCGGGAGCAAAUAUUCAAGCCAUCAUUGUCUACAAUCAUUCCCGAUAAUUCAAAGCUUGUAACAGUAUCACCAACAGACUCGGUGCUGACAACAACAAAGAAGAUGGUUGAAUUUCAUGAAAGUUGUGCUGUUGUGACUGUUAAUAACAAGCCUCACGGCAUCUUUACUUCAAAAGAUAUCUUGUUGCGGGUGAUUGCCCAAAAUCUUUCUCCAGAAUCAACUCCCAUAGAGAAGGUCAUGACUCCAAAUCCAGAAUGUGUAGUAAUUGAUACGCCCAUUGUUGAUGCACUUCACACCAUGCAUGACGGAAAAUUUUUGCAUCUUCCUGUGAUUGAUAGAGAUGGCAGUGUAGUUGCUGUGGUCGAUGUGAUUCAUGUUACUCAUGCUGCUGUGGCGACAGUAAGUCAGGUUGGGAAUAAUGAAGCUGCAACCACCUUGAUGCAAAGAUUUUGGGAUUCAGCCAUGUCCUUAACCCCAAAUGAUGAUGACGAUGAUACACGAAGUGACAGUUCCUUGAAAUUGGCUUCAGAGGGAGGAGAAACGGCGAGGUCCAUUCCUCAUCUUUCAUCAACCAUGGCCUACACAUUUUCCUUCAAAAUACAAGAUAGAAAGGGCAGAAUGCACAGAUUCACAUGUGAUACCCGGAGCAUGAAAGAGGUUAUAACUUCAAUCAUUCAGAGACUUGGUGAUGAUAUUGAUCCUAACAACGUACCCCAAAUUUUGUAUGAAGAUGAAGAUCAUGAUAAAGUUAUAUUGGCUUCAGACAGUGAUCUUGCAGCAGCUGUGGAUCACGCAAAGACAGCUGGUUUGAAGGGGUUGAAAUUGCACUUAGACUUCGGAGGACAACGUGGCGAUUUGAAAGGUUCUCGUUCAGGAAGUUAUGCUUAUUCAGAUGCAUGGACCUCUGCAUAUAGUGCUGCGGCAGCUGGAGCUGCACUUGUUGCUGGCUUAGGCAUAUUAACGUACUUGAAGCGAGUUUGA